UGACCGGCGUGGGGCGGUGCCCGUUGCGGAAGCGGCCGCUGUCGCCUCGGGGACUGCAGGAGACGGGAUCCGGGAGCCCUCGGCUGCCCGGCCGGGGAGCGAUCAUGGUGCAGCUCUACCACUUGCACCCGUUCGGCUCGCAGCAAGUGGUGCCCACCAAGCAGGAGCCGGCGGCCUUCUGUUGCGCGCGGGACGCGCUCCUGGUGGCGUGCGCGCCGGGCGCCUGCAAGGUGGAGGUCUUCGCCCCCGCCGGGCGCCCGGAGGUCAGCGAGGCGCUCGGCUCUUUCCAUACCCUGGGCCGGGUGCUGAGCCUGGCGUACAGCGAAGCCGGGGACUAUGUGGUCACUAUUGAGGAGAAAAACAAGAGCCUCUUCUUGCAAGCCUACGUAAACUGGAGAUGUUUCUCGGGUGGAACGGCACGUGUGUGUGUUCGAAUCGUGGGCCAUAACCUAGAAACACCCUAUAGUGAAGCUUCUAAAGACCAAAUGUCCAUCAUCGAGUUGCCGCUUUCUGAUCCUCCCUUGUGCUUUUCCUGUUGUCCUUUAACUGGAGACCUGCUUGUUGGCUGCAAGAAUAAAUUGAUCUUGUUCCGCUUGAAGCGUCUUGUCUUAAGGCAGGAUGUAACUGUGAUGGAUUUUGAGCGUUCUUUGAUUUUGCAUAUUCAAAAUUUCACACCCUCAGAAGUUGCAUUUUGUGCUGGCUACAUUGCUAUAACAGCAGAACUAGAAGUCCUAAUCAUUAAACUGGAAACUGGUAAGAAAACAGCCAGUGAUCAGGAACAACAGCAUAUCUAUCGAUCUCUGGAACCUGAAAAUACUAAUAAAGGUAUAAAAGAGGAAGCUGAUUCAACUCACUUUGAUCCAGAUGACUUUGUUAUUUGCCAGCAGCCUGUGGAGCUCCUUGAGGAAGAAAGUAGCCAUUGUGGAAUAUCUGUUACUCUAGAGUCAACAGGCUUAGUCAAUGAAGAGCUAAAUUUCCAAAUGCGAUAUGUGCUCUACAGGCGCUUUGCCCCAGACCUGUCCUCAUUUCUCUACUCUGCUGAACAUGUUAAGCUGCACUCCCUUCAGCUGUUACCUAUGUAUGAAACAGGGAAUUCCAAGAAAAUAGACAGAGGCGAUACACCUAAGCAAGAACUGCUGAGUCUAUUCUGCUUUUUCUCCCUGCCCCACAUUGGAUAUCUGUACACAAUUAGUAACUUAGUGGAGCUGAUUUCUACCUACCAUUAUUCAGAGAGAUCUCAGCAGGCAGUUCUCACACCCCAGUUCCUUCACGUUAUCACAAGCAACAACCUGCAAUGCUUUACAGUAAGAUGCAGCGCAGCAGCAGCUCGUGAUGAAGACCCGUAUAUUGACACAACCCUCAAGGCAUGUCCACCUGUAACACUGGAUGUCUGUGCCUUGACAAUGCAGCUUUUCAUAGGACUGAAAGCUAUCUCUCACUUCAAAAAUCACGUCAUAGUUUUGACAAAAGCAGAUGCAGAGAACAUCACACAGAGAAAAAAACCUUCAAGGAGACUCCUCUCCCGAAAGACAGGUAACACCAAAGGCAAAGUUCCUCCAGAAUCUGAACCUGGGUGGAAUUUAUACAUCGUGCACACAACUUCAACUCUCCAGCUUUAUCGGGAAAUGGUAGAAUACAGCAAGACUUAUGAAAAUGUAAGAACAGAGAGUUGCAUUCACCUUCUAAGUGAAGCCCACUUGCUAGUCAGAACAGCUUUAAUGGACCCUGAUUUGAUGGAAUCAGAAGAAAAAGAAGACCUCCUAGAAGCAUUUCGGGAAAGUUGUGCUCUCCUAGGAGACUGUUAUAGCAGGUUUGACACCAAAGAUUUCCACCUUGCACUGCCUUACUAUAAGAUGUCUGGUCUGUCCAUGACUGAAGUUUUGGGAAGGAUAGAUCCAGCCCUUGAAGAUAAAACACAGAAGUAUGAAAAAGGGUUUAUAUUUUAUUUACAUCACUCCCUUUAUGAAGACAUAGGUGAAGAUCUAAGUGAAGAACUGGCAGCAAAAGUGCUCCAGAUCUUCUACUUGGCCGAGCCAAACCAGAUGCCCCAUAUCAUCUGCAGCCCUUCCAUGAAAAACGUGUGCCCUAAAAUUGCUAUGGAAUAUCUACAAAGGGUAGAAGUGGUUGUACCGUCUGUUGUGGUAACACUAACCAAAGCAUCUAUGGCUCUGAAAAUGGGAGAUUUGGAUAGAUGUCAGAAUGAGCUGGACAACUAUGCAGAGAUGAUGCUGGUGUGUGGCUUUAUUGUGGAACCCAGACUCCUGAGACAGCAAAUUAAAGGGCAGAUGGUCCCAACUGAACUUGCUGUUUACCUCAGGCAGAAAAGACGUGGAUUUCUUGUGGCUUCAGUGUUAGCUUUACAUGAGAACAAUAAAAUGGAGCUUGAAGAAGCAGACUCGUAUAUCAAGAUGUUGACUGCCCAAGAUGAAGAUGCUGUCCCACAGCUCUUAGUGGACUUCUGGGAAGCCCUCCUUGUAGUCUGUGCUCAGGAAAAUGUGGUUCAGAAGCUGCAGUUUAGACUUGCUGCAGAAUAUAUUUCAAGGCUGUCCAGGAAACAGAUGCCAGAUACUAAGCCACUAAAAACCACUGAAGACCUGAUAAAUUCCUGUGGUCAUUAUGGACUUAUUUUUCCUUGGGUUCUAUUCAUGAUGUCAUUAGCCCCUCCUUCAAACCAGAAUUCUUCUGAAGACCUUUCAAAAUUACAGUCUCUCUUUUGCAGUCCAUACAUUAGUGCAGAUUCUCUUCUGUCAUUAUUGGAUGCCCUUCCAGCAGAUACAGUUUCUGGCCUAAGUGUUCACAUUCUUUGCGAUACACGGCUAGGACUGUAUGAGAAAGCUAUUGACAGACUCUUGGAGAAAUGCCCUGAAGCUGUCAUUCCAUAUGCCCAACAUGAGUUGAAGAAUGAACGUCAGGCUUUGUGGUGGAACAAACUCCUUCCUGAGCUCUGCAACAGGACCAGAAAUGCUGGAGAACAUUAUCCUGUACUCCUUUCAUCCCUUCAAGAAACAUUAUCCGUCAUUGCCAUGGAACUGGAAUUAAAGGACUUCCUUAAUUUUUUGCCAGAGGAUGGGAAUGCUGCUUUUUUCAUGCCACAUUUGCUUCAGUGCAGUAGAAGGAAACUAAAGACCUAAGGGAAACCAGAGCCCCACAUGAUUUUCCAGCGAGCCCUUUGGAAGGAAACAAACUGAAAGCAGAACACCUUACACUACAGCUAUGAAGCUGUAGGUGUAGAUGUUCUUUUCUAUUAGCAUAUCCUCAUGUAUGGGGAGAGAGGAGGGUUCUCCUUCCUUAGCUUAAAUGACUUUGCUUAGUUCACAUGGGACUGACGUCUCAUACUAAGGAUAAUUCUAUCCCUUAAUACAACCUCUUGCCCUUAUGGUUUGCAAUAGUUUUACAGUGAUAAAAUGCUGGCAUUCCAGGGCAACCACCAUAUGAAGUAAGUCCAACCAAGUUGUUAAACAUUCCAAAGAUAUUCUCACUAUGCGGAUGCAAUUCUGAUCUUUCUGUCUAUACGUGGUGUCGCCUGGGAGGUCAGUGUAUCCAGACAUAUGGAUUUUUGUACUGGAAUCUAGCAGAAACUGCUCUUUAUCUAGACCUACUAACAAAAGUAAAAAUAAAUUCCUUCCACAAUUUGGUUUCAGUUUUGCAGAACUGGAGCUUGGUACUUGGAUCUACUGUAUUUGUGCCUGAAAAGAUGAAUUGCUGUAGGUGUGUUCUGUAACUUGACUUAAUAAAAACCAGAAGGAGGGACUUUUAUUUU
Messenger RNA from Pogona vitticeps (central bearded dragon), 3760 nucleotides. The record is from RefSeq and is a predicted model, not a curated record. NCBI's taxonomy places the organism in Eukaryota, Metazoa, Chordata, Lepidosauria, Squamata, Agamidae.